CAUCAACUAACAUGGCGGCUGAAAAGUUCGUAUUUUCUCGCGUUAUUUCUUAACGCAAUCGUGACAUCGCGAGCCUAGUUUGCAUACGGGUACUUUCUGCAUACUACCACCUGAGGUUUGGUCCAAGAGGUCCUUUGUCAAGGACAUAGGCCUACAUAUUCCGUCGCAUAUUUUUGCUUGCAACUUGGGACUCGUAUCCCAGGAUAUUGGCUAGUGCCAGUUCAAUAUUUCUGCUCGUUUUCUCCACCGUAUAAGGUUUUAUGACGUUUUUGCGUCAAAUCGGGCCCCUGUUGAGGCAAGCAAAAACCAUUGCGCCCUUGAAUUUAGAGUUUUGGAGUUUUAAUACUCCAGGAGCUUUUAUGAAGUUCUCUGCCACUCUCACGUAUUGGAGAAAACCCCACUGUAGUAUUCACAGAAAGCGUAAACCUUACCAAAUAAUCCAAACAUGGCCAUCAACAUUGACCGAUCCAACAUGGACCAGUUCUACCGCUAUAAGAUGCCUCGGCUCUUAGCCAAGGUGGAGGGCAAAGGAAAUGGAAUAAAGACUGUGAUUGUCAACAUGGUGGAGAUAGCAAAGGCGCUUUCCAGGCCACCAACUUACCCCACCAAGUACUUUGGUUGUGAACUGGGUGCUCAGACUCAGUUUGAUGGCAAAAACGAUCGAUACAUUGUUAACGGAUCCCACGAUGCAGAAAAGCUUCAAAAUCUGCUUGAUGGCUUUAUAAAAAAGUUUGUGCUUUGCCCAGAAUGUUCAAAUCCAGAGACCAAUCUCAUUGUAUCCACAAAGAAACAAACCAUUCAGCAGCGUUGCAUCGCUUGUGGUAACAAUAGCAAUGUUGACAUGCGCCACAAACUUACCACCUUUAUCCUUAAGAACCCCCCAGAAAUGGAUCCACAAACUCAAACACCAAGCAAAGGCAAGAAGUCGAAGAAGGAUAAGAAGGAUGAAUCAGAUCGUCACAGCCCAGAAGCCAACACUCAGCAGCAAAUGGCUGCCCAGCGUGCAUCAGGUGGUAACAUUGAUGUACCACCUGAGAAUGCUGAAGCUGCAGACGAUGACUGGGGUGACGAAGUCAGUGAGGAAGCAGUAAAGCAGCGGAUGGAAGAACUGUCUGGUGCAGCAAAAGGCCUCGCUCUCACUGAUGAUUUAGAAAAGACAGACAAGGAUCGCUUGGACAUAGUGUAUCAGCUAGUCAAGAGCAAGCAUCAAAGUGGGGAACUGAAGAAAUGCAUUAAAGAGGUGGGGAUAGAAGCCGAGCGGCUAGAGGUGACGGACAAACUGCCCUUGAUUCUGGUGGAAGUUCUGCUUACAGAUAAAGUACUGACACAGGUCAAAGAGUACAGUGUCAUUUUCCGUAUGUUUUGUGAAGAGAAUCAUCGGGCUCAAAAAUACCUGCUGGGAGGACUGGAGUUGCUAAUGGGGAAAGAAUAUGCAGCUACACUGAUGCCACGUGUGCCCCACAUCCUCAAAAUCUUCUAUGAUUUAGACAUUCUUGACGAGGAAGUCAUUUUGGAGUGGGCCAAAAAGGUAACUAAGAAGUAUGUCUCGAAGGAAGUGGCAUUACAGUUAAGGGAGAAAGCAAAGCCUUUCACAGAUUGGCUUGAACAAGCAGAAGAGGAGGAGGAAGAUGAUGAUGAGGAGGAAGCUGAGGAUGAGGUGGUGUACUCAACCACUGAAAAGGUUGGAGAGCAGCCAAUAGAACCUAAGGCAGCUGAGGAAAAUGGAAAAGAAGAUGAGGAUUUUGACAUUGACGCCAUUUAGAUAAGCAAUGGAAUAAGGAUCGACGGUGUGAAUACAAGUGUAAGGUCUCUUCGUGCAGUUGCUUAUGAAGCUGAGCUUGUGAACACUGUCUUUGCUCCUUAGCUUUGUGCUCAUGUUGGUCAUAUCUCCCACAAAGAGAAUGUGUAAUUUGAUUGCUGUGACGACAUUAUUAAUCUAUGAACUUGGUACAUAAAACUGUCUUUUUUUAUGUUAUUGGUUUGUGUCAGCAUUUGUGUGUCUCUUCAUGAAAAAGGAAAACCCAGUUGUUGGGUGAGGCUGGGAUUAACUAACUUUUAUGGGUGUAAUUAUUUUUUUUAAUACUUUUAUCAGGGAGAUAAGAUUUUUUUUUUACCUGUCCCCUGUACGUUUUAUUGCUCAUAAAGUCCUGCUGGCCAUGGAAUGUGUAAGCUGGAGUAAUCCCAACCACUUCAUAAUCAAAUUUUGAGCAACCUUUUAAUUAACUGUUGCUUAACUCUGACAAAAAUUUUGCUUUUCUUAAUUUGCUUUUUUUCUAUUUUAUAAUUGCCAUUUGGGAAGUCUGUUUUAGUGUGGCUUAUUUGUAAACAAUUGUUUUGGGCAGGGAAUAAAGUGAUGAGGGUGGUACAGAACUUUGUUUAUGUCAUGUGUGAUCAUAUUUCCUUUAGAAAAAAUAAUGAAGUUAAAAUUUGUCUGUUAUUUGUGAAAAGUUAAUGUUCACAGUAUUUUUGUUUAUUGCUUUUGCAUGUCUUAAUAUAAUACUUCAGUCAAUCUAAAACUUCAUGAUUUUCCUUUUGUUUAAAUAAAUGAUGUCUAAAGAAUAA
Pomacea canaliculata is the source of this 2562-nucleotide messenger RNA. RefSeq names its product eukaryotic translation initiation factor 5-like. The record is from RefSeq and is a predicted model, not a curated record. The coding region runs from base 446 to 1762 and encodes 438 amino acids. Gene Ontology annotation, molecular function: GDP-dissociation inhibitor activity; eukaryotic initiation factor eIF2 binding; translation initiation factor activity. The transcript is spliced from 13 exons. Lineage: Eukaryota; Metazoa; Mollusca; Gastropoda; Architaenioglossa; Ampullariidae. Gene Ontology annotation, biological process: formation of cytoplasmic translation initiation complex; translational initiation; formation of translation preinitiation complex. Gene Ontology annotation, cellular component: cytosol.